CACGCUCGUCGCAGGCGCACGUCGCGUCCCGCGCCCCGCGUAGCUCGCGUUCCCGUCACUGUCACCCCACGCGCGCUACCCCUCCCCACUUCACUUCAUCACAACACAACCAAACAAGCAUGGUACCAGUCUCCCUGCGUGCAGAAAUACCAUGUGUUAUCCUGAAUUAUUGCUGUGUAGUGCCCCGUAGUGUUUGAACUAGUUUUUUGUCUCUCAGUGUCUAUUUAUCGAUAUUAGUGUUAUAAUGUUAGUUACAUGUAAGGAUAGUUUAGUGACUACGUAGCGUGUGUCGCGUCUGCGAUGUAUUCUUUGACGUUCUGUGACGUUUGCGAAUGAUGUAACCAAUAGCGGACGCGAUACGUGUAUAGUGUUAGUGCAAAGAUUAUGCGACAGAGACGCAUUAUGUUUUGUGGCGGGUAGUUAGUGGUGCCGCGAUGUCUCUGCCGAUGAAGAGGUCGUUCAGCUCGGAGGGCGGCGCGUCCUCCAAGCGCGACUGGAAGAUGCGGCUGAGUCUCCGGAGCCGCAGCGGGCAUAGCGUUGAGGCGCUGCGCGGGCGCCGGUGCGCAUCGCUGCGCUCCGCGGCGACGCCGGUGCGCGCGGGGGCGGAGGACUCGGGCCGCAGCACCCCCUCCGCCGCGCACCGCGCCUCGCCCUCCCCCGCUGAUACCCCCGCGCCUAAGAAAUCCAACUGGGAAGUCAUUGAACACUUCUCUUCUAGUAAGAGCAAGAGAAGCCCCACUGCUGUGGAAGCGGAGGGCGGGGCGGCAUCGUCGUCGCCCGCUCUGCCGCUGUGUCCCGCCGGCCGCCCCGACGCUGACGUGCAGCCACUGCUCACUGAUGAAGGUCAGGCGGAGGGGGGCGGAGGAGCAGGUGGGGCUGAAGACGAUGAGGAGCAGGACUCGGGCUGGUGGGGGCAGUGCAUGAGCACCUGUCCCGCCCCCGUACAGGAUCUCUGCACCUCCAACCGAUUUGACAACCUUCAUGUGGAAAUGCUGUACCAGCGUUACUUUCUCCGCAUGAACCAGACUAACAUGACGCACCUGCUGGGUCUGCUGCUGGCAGUAGCUGUCGGCCUCAUGGCUGUGCAGAUACAGACGCUGCUGGUGGCACAAGGCCUGCUCAGCCAGGCCGAGGCCCUCAACAACACCUAUAUGGACAACUUUAACCGUGACAGCCUACAUGACCCUCACCGCUACAUGAACGUGACGACCAGCCGUUACCACGAGGCGCUCGCGGCCAUCAACGCCACGCAACACGAACGCCUCAUCUACGAGAAGGAGAGGGUCGCCCACAUCGUCAACAUCAUCAUCCUCGGAAUUACUGCUCUGGUAUACGCCUGCUUGCUGGCGUGCCUGAGCCGCCCGGCUAUGAACGAAAUCUACCUGCUGACCAUCUCCUACGUGGUCCUUGUGACCUUCCUGCUUAUCGAACUGGCUCUCACCGGCACCUCUGUGCUGCGCUCGCUGAGUAUCAGCACCGGCGCCUGCGCUCUGCUGACUUACGCGACGUACGCGACGCUGCCGGUGAGGCUCCACGAGGCCACUGUCGCCGGCCUCGCCCUGGGCAUCGUCAACAUCGGAGCCCACCUCAUGCUGGACUAUGCUGCUGAUGUGCACCAAAUCUACUGCUCUGUGGCGACCCUGAUUGCGUGCAACCUGGCCGGCAUCAUGACCCACAACCCUCGGGAGCUGGCACAGCGACGCGCCUUCUUGGAGACGCGCGACUGCGUGGAGGCACGGCUUGUGACGCAGCGCGAGAAUCAGCAACAGGAGCGUCUCCUGCUAUCGGUUCUCCCGCGUCACGUCGCCAUGGAGAUGAAGGCCGACAUCGCCAACCAGCCGCGCCAGGAGCAGUUCCAUAAGAUCUACAUUCAGCGCUAUGAGAAUGUCAGCAUCCUGUUCGCUGACAUCUGCGGCUUCACCUCUCUAUCAGACCAGUGCACCGCCGAGGAGUUAGUCCGCCUUCUCAACGAGCUAUUCGCCAGAUUCGACCGCCUGGCAGCGGAACACCACUGCCUCCGCAUCAAGCUGCUGGGUGACUGCUACUACUGCGUGUCGGGACUGCCGGAGGCGCGCGACGACCACGCCAAGUGCUGCGUCGAGAUGGGGCUGGACAUGAUCGAUGCUAUUGCGCUGGUUCGCGAGGUGAUGGCGGUGAACGUGAACAUGCGCGUGGGCAUCCACACGGGCCGCGUGCACUGCGUGGUGCUGGGCCUGCGCAAGUGGCAGUUCGAUGUCUGGUCCAACGAUGUCACCCUCGCCAACUACAUGGAGAGCGGUGGCGUGGCUGGACGCGUGCACAUUACGAAGGAGACACUGCGCUGCCUGGGUGAUGACUACAAGGUGGAGCCAGGGUACGGCGGACUGCGCAACGCAUACCUGAAGGACCAUAACAUCGAGACCUUCCUCAUUGUGCCUGAUGAUACCAGCCGUGUUGACAAGAAGCCGCAGCACUCGUUCUCGCUGAACGGCAACGUGUCCAAGGAGAUGCGCGUCAUGGGACACGGCUCGCAGCACGGCAAGCAUUCAUCCAAUAGGAUCGGCGUGGACUCCGGCAAUGAGAACAAGAAGCCAGAAGAUGAAGUGAACGAGUACCUGAUGAAGGCGAUCGACGCGCGCUCCACCGACCGCCUGCGCGCCGAGCACUGCCGCCCCUGCACGCUCACCUUCCGCGACUCCAAGCUCGAGCAGAAGUACACGGCGGAACGCGACCGCAUGAUGAAGGUAUACUUCAUUUGCACGCUGGCCAUCUUCCUCGCCGGCACCGCCCUGCAGUUCCUCGCCUACAACCUGUCGCCUCUGGGAAUUGCUACCAUCAUCGUUGCUGGCAUCAUCAUCUCUUCAUUGACGUACCUGAUCAUCUGCCUGGACUUCGAGCACGCGAGCGCCCGCCUUCGUGAGAUGUCCCGCGUCGUGCACAACAACCGCACGCUCUCGCAACUGAUGUCUUUCAUCGUGGUCACCAGCUUCAUCGUCCAGAUCCAGGUCGUCAUGGGGAUAUAUGAGGCCAGCUUGCAAGGCUUACAGGACACCAACGCCACGCUCAGCCGCCAGUCCGACUUCCAGCACUGCCCCUUCGAUCAGAACGAGCACUACCUGCAACUGACCCUGUUGGCAAUGUUCCUGUGCGCCGUGCACCAGAUCCUCAUCACGAUGGUGAAGCUGGUGCUACUGGCGCUCACGUGCGCCGCCUACGUGGCCGUCACCGCGCACCAGCACAUGCUGUUCAAGGACCAGUUCUCUGACUACCUGCUCCGAUGCGGGCUGGACUGGAACCAGCAGUGGACUAACGUAGUGAUUGCCCUGGGCGCGACUGUGGCGCUGUUGCUGCACUCGCACCAGACCGAGAGCACCUACCGCCUGGACUUCAUCUGGAAACUGCAAGCUAAUGAUGAGAAGGAGGAGAUGGAACACCUGGAGGCGUACAACCGCAAGCUGCUGGCGAACAUCCUGCCCGAGCACGUGGCGCAGCACUUCCUCUGCAGCGACAAGAACAUCGAUGAGCUGUACCACGAGCAGUGCGAGUCUGUCUGCGUGAUGUUCGCUUCCAUCCCGAACUUCUCCGAGUUCUACGUGGAGCUGGAGGGUAACAACGAGGGCGUGGAGUGUCUCCGACUCCUCAACGAGAUCAUUGCUGACUUUGACGAGAUCCUGGCCGAGGACCAGUUCAAGUACAUCGAGAAGAUCAAGAGCACUGGUGCUACGUACAUGGCUGCUUCGGGUCUGACAGCUGCCACCCGUGACCUCCGCGGCUUCCGUCACGUGACCGCGAUGGCGGACUACGCACUGCGCCUUCGCGAACAGCUGCAGUAUGUCAACGAGCACUCGUUCAACAGCUUCCGUAUCCGCAUCGGCAUCAACAUUGGGCCCGUCGUGGCUGGCGUGAUUGGCGCUCGCAAGCCGCAGUACGACAUUUGGGGCAAUGCCGUGAACGUGGCCUCGCGCAUGGAUUCCACUGGACUACUCGACCACAUCCAGGUGACGGAGGAGGUGUACGAGAUCCUGUCGACGCGAGGCUACAAGCUGCGCUGCCGUGGCAUGAUUGACGUCAAGGGCAAGGGCAAUAUGGUCACGUACUUCCUGGAAGGCGUCGGAGAGACCACCCUGCCCGGUGCCAAGGACAUCUAUAAUAACCCGCAGCCAUCGACAUCUGGCACUUGCCAUGAGCAUGGCAGCAACCAGGAGACCUCGUGCCGGCCGGAGCACCGCCCUCUAGAGACCCUCUCUGAGGGCCACACUGAUGAGGAUGGUGGACCAUCUCCCCGCGCAUCCAUCCCCCGGGACACGGGGUCGGCGAGCCCCAAGCUGCCGAACGGCGGGUCGUCGUCGCGCGAGAGCCUGGCGCCGGCGGUGCGCGCGCGCGUGCUGCGCCGACUCGAGCGCCCGCUGUCGCUGGCCGACCAAGCCGGCCUGCCCACGCUGGCGUCGCUGCUCAACUCCAAGGCGUACUCCACGCACUUCGACACCAGCUUCCACGUCUGCGAGACCGCCAAGAUGUCCUCGCUGGGCGACGUCAAGCGCGGCGUGGCCGAGUCGCGCAGCAGCGGCGAGAUCGAGGCGCUCCUGGAGGGCGCCGGUCCGCGCCGCGCCGCCAGCCUCGCCGACUUCCUCUUCCGCCGCAAGCAUGCCAAGCUCGGCCCCGCCACCAUCAACGUCAUCGAGAACCCGAUGACUGCCAUGUACGAGUACGCAGAUGCGACGCCGGCGCAAGAGGACCCCUUGCCCGGCUAAGCUGUGUGCCCCCGGAUCUGACGCCUCGGACUGACCCCCCGGAUUGACGCCACUCGGCGCCGAGCCGCGGCCGUGGCGCCGUGUCGGCACGCGGCGACGCGUACUCACGCUCAGCAUUUUUGUACGUUUUAUAUUUAUCGACUGCGCAUGAGUACCGCCCCCGGGCGCCAUCUGUACAUAUGUAGACACGGCUAUGCGGUCGCUCCUCGACAAAGAGUCGGUCUCAUUGUCAUGAUAAUGGGAUUUGAGGAAUCUUCACCGCUGCUCCUCCGGCUGGUUUCCAAGAAGAUGCUUUAGAUGGAAUUUAUGUCGAUGUGUGGUUUAAUUAAAUUUUUCAAAGAAAAUCAAUUAGGAAUCAAUUUAAUUGGUGGCAUGAGACCAUCUCAGUUAUUUGAUAAAACUGCACAUUGAUGUAACAGUUAUUAUUUGAAUUGUGCAAGAGCUGGCAGCCUGGGAGCUGCCUGGAGCCUCAGCAACCAUUGUCAAGUCAGUGCCCCCUGUGACAGACGUGUUCCCGGAAUAUUCCCCACCAUUAAGACUGAACGUCGCCGGGAGGUGCGGCGCCCCGCCCCGCGCCUCCCGCCGCUUCACCGCACUUACCGCUGAGGAGCCACGCGCUCACACUAUCUCGACACUACCUGACAGAGUCUGUCGGACAGAGUCCGACUUUCCCGGACAUACACACAGCACGCCGGGAACCGGCGACCGGACUCGGCCGAACUUGCACUUGGAUGAUGUAAUGAAUACUGUUGUUGGAUUGAGGCGUACCGGACGCGGUUCCCAAGGUUGUGACCUCGCUCACAGCUCUGCUGCGUCAGAGCCAACUAAACCUAAGUGCAUAGUUAAGGAUUGCGGUUGUGUACAUAGUAGCUAGGAGAGUUGGGGCAUACUCGACGAGUUUGUCGCCAACUUACGGUUUUAUCAUUGUUCUCAUUAAUACAUACAAUCUGGUUUCGUAGACGACUUACUUAAUGCAAUCUUCAGAGAGACUGUCAUGUUUUAUGAGUCAUAUUAAGGUGCUGUACCCAGGACAGACGCUCGGCAGCAACACGAUAUAUAUAUUGAACAUUAGGCACACUCCUGAGUUCGCCGGCACCCACACUCACACUAGCGUAGGUUUAAUCAAGUGACGAGCUUAUAGUAACUCCUAGAGUAAGACGUGAUAGUAGUGUGUGAGUCCGCCGCGGUGCGACGUCUUGGACUCUAAGCUUUAAUUCACUGCGCUCCUUUCGGCGGACGGAUCGACGGACGAACGCGUCGCUCGCUCGGGCGACUGUACAUAUUUCAAUCAAAGAUUUGGUGCUUUUGGAGGUUAAGACUUAAAGUUUGUAACCUAGAGGGGUGUAACCUUUAAAAUUGUCUUUUGUAAGCAUGGUGUAAUUAAGGCUCUCAAGUUCCAAGGCAUAGUCUCGGCCACCCCAGCCGUACCGACUAUUAAUCUCAAUGAUUUAAGAACUGAUUAAAUGUAUGGCAUGUAUUUUAGUUUUUAAUAUGUUUUUAAUAUUGAUAUUAAGUCCUGGAUACAGGACUCUGGUAUUUAGCUGCGAUGCUGAAGUUUAGUAGCAAAAGGUUUCUCUAGGGCCUGCCCCGCCCCCUGCGGCGCCCGCGCUCGCCUUGCAAACCUGCAGCGGUCGCGGGCGCGGCGUGUUUUCCUUACGGGUAAUGUUCGUAUUACAACCAAAAAUAGUAGCCAAAUAUAUUAACGUAUACGAUUACUGUUUUAUCAUAUUAAAGUAAUAUUAAUAGAACAAAUUGAGGCACAAGUUUAUGGUAGUUAUUGGUGGUGGCGCGGCACUCCGGCACAGCGAAGGCUUGGUGAGUUGCACAGCUGGUACUGGGGCGCUCGGUAAAGGCUGCGUCUAGAGGGUUCUGCCGGGCCGGCGGCUGGUGGCGUCAGUUGCUGCGCUGGUACUCGGAUGGUUGGUAAAGGUUGCGUCUCGUGUGAGCCGGCCCGGCUACGUGGGUCUGUUAGUUGCACACCGCUGGAGAUAUGGACCGCGUCGGUAAAGGUUGCGUGAUGCGUGCUGCGUGCUGAGUGCGGAGUGCGAGCGGUAGCCGGGAAGCCGCGCCACUGCUCACGUCGUUGUGUAGUUCCUCCGCUCUAAGCUGAGCCCUCCCCGCUCUAGUGUCACUGUGUCUCCCCCCCCCCCAAUGCAUAAACUCUCACCGACCAAGCUCCGGGUCCAAGCUUAUAUACUACAAUGUUUUCGUACCUAACUUUUAAUAUAUAAAUUCGUAUUUUAGUUUAAUAUAAGUUUCGGCACCUGUAUGUGAUAAGCGGUUCCGCUAGGAGCACUGGGGC
This is a messenger RNA of Helicoverpa zea (corn earworm), 7032 nucleotides long. RefSeq names its product adenylate cyclase type 6-like. The transcript has 31 exons. Gene Ontology annotation, molecular function: adenylate cyclase activity. The record is from RefSeq and is a predicted model, not a curated record. NCBI's taxonomy places the organism in Eukaryota, Metazoa, Arthropoda, Insecta, Lepidoptera, Noctuidae. Gene Ontology annotation, biological process: cAMP biosynthetic process; intracellular signal transduction; adenylate cyclase-activating G protein-coupled receptor signaling pathway. Gene Ontology annotation, cellular component: plasma membrane. The coding region runs from base 435 to 4730 and encodes 1431 amino acids.